GGAAGAAGAAGAAGAAAACGCGUGGGGAUCAUUUCAAGCUGCGAUUCCGACGCAACUUCCAGGCCCUGCUGGAGGAACAGAACCUGAACGCAUCKGAAGGCCCCAAUUACGUCUCAGCGGGGGCGGCGCCGUCGCGGCUCCCCCAGCGCCAUUUCUGCGCCGUCUGCGGCUUCCCCUCGGGAUACACCUGCGUCACCUGCGGGGCCCGGUACUGCUGCAGCCGCUGCCUCAGCACCCACCAGGACACACGGUGCCUCAAGUGGACGGUGUGACUCCGCCCCCAUCAUGGCUGCCGCAGCUAUUGUGGUUCUUCCCUCAAAAUGGCCGCCAUGACCACGCCCUGACUGUGCCCACCCCCAAUAUGGCUGCUGUGGCUCCGCCUMCCAAUAUGGCUGUUGUGACUCUGGUUCAACAUGGCUGCUGUGGUUCUGUCCCAGUGUGGUGCUGUGACCCCGCCCACCAAUAUGGCYGCCAUGGCCACAUCCCCAACRUGGCGGUUGUGAYCCCRCCCCCCAAUAUGGCUGCCAUGACCACACCCCAAUAUGGCUGCCAUUGCCAUGCCCUCAACACGGC
Malurus melanocephalus (red-backed fairy wren) is the source of this 573-nucleotide messenger RNA. It is a transcript of the gene ZNHIT1, whose product is annotated as zinc finger HIT-type containing 1. Gene Ontology annotation, cellular component: Swr1 complex. The record is from RefSeq and is a predicted model, not a curated record. The annotation marks the transcript as partial. The transcript is spliced from 3 exons. NCBI's taxonomy places the organism in Eukaryota, Metazoa, Chordata, Aves, Passeriformes, Maluridae. Gene Ontology annotation, biological process: chromatin remodeling. Gene Ontology annotation, molecular function: nucleosome binding.